Messenger RNA from Neodiprion fabricii, 1226 nucleotides. RefSeq names its product elongation factor Ts, mitochondrial (gene mEFTs). The transcript has 4 exons. Gene Ontology annotation, cellular component: mitochondrial matrix. Lineage: Eukaryota; Metazoa; Arthropoda; Insecta; Hymenoptera; Diprionidae. Gene Ontology annotation, molecular function: protein binding; translation elongation factor activity. The record is from RefSeq and is a predicted model, not a curated record. Gene Ontology annotation, biological process: mitochondrial translational elongation. Bases 261 to 1175 code for a protein of 304 amino acids.
GCUAGUCGAUCAACCCAUCGUAGCGCUGCCGCAGCCAAGCGAGUCGCGGACCAACUGACGCUGGGUUAGCGACACCUUACAACACACCACGUUGCGCCAAACAGCAGGCGCUGCGAACUACUGCGAGCCGAAGUUGGCGUCGAAACAGGUUAGGUUGGAUUACUUCGUCUGUAUUGACAAAUCCGGCGUAUCCUGUUGGGAAUAAACGAGGAGCAGUGAAAACCGGCGACCUCGAGAAUCACCGACUCUUUGGCAGAAACAUGCUUGCGAGCAAAUUGUGUCGGUUCGUCCAUACCAAUAAUUCAGUAUGGCAGGCAACACAAAAGACAGUCUUAUCCGAACUGAGAAAAAAAACUGGCUACACCUUUGCAAAUUGUAGAAAAGCUCUUCAGCUUCAUGGAAAUGACUUACAGAAGGCCGAACAAUGGCUAACAGAGCAAGCGCAACAGCUGGGUUGGAUGAAGGCAACAAAACUUGAGGGCAGGGCGACGGGUCAAGGGCUAAUCGCAGUUUCAGUAAGCGACAAGCACGCAGUCUUGGUCGAGGUCAACUGUGAGACGGAUUUUGUUGCCAGAAACAAGUACUUCCAAGGUUUGGUAACAACUGUCGCAUCUGCGACAAUGAAAUUUGCCUCAAACUCAGUCUCCGGCACCGAUCUGGUGAACAAAGUCAGCCUGGAUUCUGAAACCCUCAAAGAACUCCCUGCACCUGACGGAAAGACCCUUGCUGAUCACUCUGCCCUCAUCAUCGGCAGUGUUGGAGAAAACCUUUCGCUUAGAAGAGCUCUGUGUGUCUCUGUCAACGAUGAUAUUCUCAUCGCCGGACUCUCUCACCCAGUGCCAGCCUCUCCAUCGGCGACACUGCUUGGCAAAUACGCUGCAAUUGUUGCAUACAGAGCUCCACCAAAAUCUGAACAGUUGGGGAAACGACUGUGCCAGCACAUCAUCGGAAUGAAUCCGGCCAAGAUCGGGGAAAAGGGUGUUGAUGAGCCAAAUCCAGUUUUGGAUGACGAAACAACAAUGAUUUACCAAGAAUACUUACUUGACCCAAAUAUUACGGUUGAACAAUUAUUAACUGAUAAUCAAGCUCAGGUUAUUGACUUUGCACGGUUCGAAACCGGAGAGACACUUGCAACAGAAAAACAACCCUUAGAAGCUGUGGAAACGUGCGGCUAAAUAUUUAAUUUGAUAAGAUAUGAUCAAUAAAUUAAACAAUUAUUCUAUUCA